AAAGAGGGGGGGGGGUCUUUUGACUUUUCCAUUCGAAUGAAGGAGACAAACUCUCUCUAAUUAACUCUUCAUUAAUCCCAACUACACACACUUCCAACAAGAGGGAGAUUAGCCAGAGAGAGUUUUCAAGAAAAACAGAGAUGGUAGGGCUGCAGAGGCCACAGUUUGUGCUGUUCGGAUCAUCAAUAGUUCAGCUCAGCUACAUCAAUGAAGGUUGGGGUGCUAUUCUUGCUCACAUCUAUGCUCGAAAGGCAGAUAUAGUAUUGCGAGGAUACUCAGGUUGGAACUCAAGGCGUGCUGUGCAGGUUCUUGACCAAGUUUUUCCAGAGGAUGCUGCCAUAAAACCUUCCCUGGUAAUAGUCUAUUUUGGUGGUAACGAUUCUGUCCACCCUCAUGCAACUGGCCUUGGUCCUCAUGUACCGCUUCCUGAAUACAUUGAAAAUACGAGGAAGAUUGCUAUGCAUCUGAAGAGCAUUUCGGAUAAGACUCGUGUCAUCUUUCUUUCUGCUCCUCCUGCUAGUGAGGAACAAAUUGGUAUCCAUUUAAGUGAUAAAAUAGAUAUGGUUAGAACAAACGAGUCCUGCCGGAUAUACUCGGAAGCAUGUUUAGAGGUGUGCCGUGAGAUGAACCUGAAGGCAGUUGAUCUCUGGACUGCAAUACAGCAAGUUGAUAACUGGGAAACUGUUUGCCUGAAGGAUGGGAUACAUUUUGCACCUGAGGGAAGCAGGAUAAUAGUAAAGGAGAUUCUGAGAGUCAUCAAAGAGGCCCACUGGGAACCGAGCCUUUACUGGAAGGCAAUGCCUUCUGAAUUUUCAGAGGAUUCACCGUAUGAUCCAGUCAGUACGGAGGGAAAGACAGUAAAUGUUUCCGAGCCUGAUUUGUUCGGAGAUUUCCCUUGGGAAUAAAACCUAACAAUAAUCACGAGGUGUAUCAUCGUGUGAUGUUUAGCCGUAUCUUCUGAAUAUCUUUGUAACAUAAGCAAAGCGUUCAGAUCACUAGCCCAGUGAGAGCUUGAGCUUGUGCUGCCUAUUUUGGAAUGAGACUUGAUUGUAAGAGAACAUGCUCUAAGAAGGUUAUUUUGAGGUAUUUUACUA
This is a messenger RNA of Populus nigra (black poplar), 1094 nucleotides long. RefSeq names its product GDSL esterase/lipase WDL1-like. The transcript has 6 exons. NCBI's taxonomy places the organism in Eukaryota, Viridiplantae, Streptophyta, Magnoliopsida, Malpighiales, Salicaceae. Bases 141 to 905 code for a protein of 254 amino acids. The record is from RefSeq and is a predicted model, not a curated record.